CAUCACCAGCACCACCCCCGCCUCUUCUCCAAGAUAGACCACUUUGGCACGGCUCCUUUGCUGUGUAACCCUAUGCCAUCCAGAGGGGUCGACACACACACAAACACAGAGACCCCUCAGCAGAGUUUCUGUGCUUUAGCAGCCUCUGAGACACAGAGGAGACCUUUAGGUCUGGAGCUGUAGCGGGGCAUGUUUUAUUUUGGGCAGGGAGCAUCAGUCUCUCCUCCUCCCUUGGAAGGGAAGAGUCCAGGCAAGGAUGCAGAGACCGGUUUUUAAACACGCGGAGCUGAGAGCAACAAGCUGCAGCCUUUAACCAUUCAGCAACAUUCAACAGGGGGUCAAGAUGCUGAUAACUGUGACACCACCCCAUGAGCCGGCCUCCCUACACUCACAGGCUCCACCCCCUCCUAUUCUACCAAAGCCUGGAAUGGACAAUCUUAAAUUGCAGAGACUCUUGAAAAAAGCAGCAAAGAAGAAAGCAACGUUAUCAGCACAGCAAGCCGCAUCAUUCCGGACCAGCCUCUCCCCUGUGAGUGAAGCCAGCCCAGACUUGGAGCACAAUGACCGCUCCUCCCCGCGGAAGCCUACAGAAACCACAGCGCACAUCACCAUCAACCUCCCUCCCCGCUUUUCCAUCAAGCCUGUCACCCACCACGUCUCAUCUCCUUACCCUAAAGGAAAACCCUUCACGUUCACCGCUGCAGAGCAGAGGAGCAUUUCGGAGCAUCUCAAACUCGCCAUCUCGCCCUCCCCGUCACCAUUUCACAGACAGAGCACCCCUGAGCCUUUGUGGCAACCCAGAGGAGACACACACUCACACUUGUCCUCUUCAAGUGCCACACAUUCUGUGUUCAUUUUCCCCGAGCACCCCGUUUCCCCCACACCUGUGGUGGUGGAGACCCCAGCGGUAGUCACCCAUGUUACCGAAACACACGCCUUCAUUCACAGCAUGCAGACACCGCAGGCAAAGACCCCCGUGUUGGAACAGUCAGCAGAGUCUCCCAAGAGGCCCACCACACCUACCCAUUUGCAGACAAAUCACUUGCACAUGCCACCAAGCCAGGCGCCAGCCACACCCUUUGCAAGCCAAACCAGGCCAAUUACUCCUAGACUAGAGAUGACUCCAGUCCCUGAGCCUCCCGUCAGGACAGUGAAAACUGCAAUACUGCAUGUCCCCAGGCAGCACAUAGUGGUCACAUCCCCAACUCCUCAGUUCCCAAGGCCUGUGACUCCAGGAAGCAACAGAGGCCUUGAACCACACGGCGAGGCCCAGAGGCAGCCAAGUCCCAGCGCCCCUCAGAAGCCCACCAUGCCAGAGGUAGUUACAUCUGCUCCACCAGCUGUUGGCACCCCUGCUCUCUCGCCAGAAAACAGGGCUGACAAGCAGACUGUAUUGCCACAGGCACCUGCGGUUUCUCCAAGCACUGCAGGCCCCCUACCAAAGCCUAAGCCACCAGUCCCUCCCAGAAGCAAACUUAGUGGCUGGUCUCGCCUCAAAAAGCACCUGGUCGUGGAGUCGGAAGAGCCCCAGUUUCCAGUCUCAGAGGCCGAGCCAGCCAAGCCUGAUCAGGUGGGAGAAAAGAAGGCAACAGAAGCCUCUCAAGAGGGCCCUGGUCAGAGAGCAACCAAGUCCAGAGCUGUCAAGAUGUGGGAUGCCAUCCUGUAUCAGAUGACCGUCAGCAAAGAGAAGAAGCAGGCAGCAGAGGAAAAGGAAGUCAGGAGAGAAGGAACGUUCUCGUUCCGGCGGCGUCUGCCCCUUCUCCUCCACAGGCCGCGCUUUGACGCCCGGAAGCUGAAAGAGCUGGCUUCCAAACCCAUGACAAAGAUCACUACCCUGUUUGAGGUGCGCCGAAUCCAAGGCCAGCCGCCCGAAGCACUGAUGAGUUUCAACAGGGCUGCAUCGGGGUGGCAACUUGAAGGGAAGCAAUGAAUGAAUCUGCAUUCCCCUUCAAGGCUUCUUUUGGAGGAUGCAUCCUGAGCUGGGAGGAGCUGAAAUAAAUACAUGAGUUUGCCAAAAGGAGGAAUCGCGCAAUAGGAAAAUUAAUAAAAUCCGUCACAGGGUUGCUAUUUGUGUACCUGCAUGUAGUGACCAUAAGCAAGUGAGAAAGGAACAUGAGGUGAACACCUCUUUCCCCUCAAGUCUUAUUUUCAUAAGGCAUUCAGUUUCAAGUUGAACAGCAAAUUAAAAGCAAAGACCAAUAGUUUUAAAGGCUCUCAAAGGCAGUUUUAUACAGUUGAAUCAACUGUAUAACAUUUCUUAAUAACAAGGCAGCACUCAGCAAUGUGCGUUUAAGGCUGCCAUAUAGUCUUUAGGCAAAAUACACUCAAACCCAUCACAAGGAGUUCAAACUAGAUUCAGAGCCCAAAGUCCUGGAGAUUACAAAGGACUGAUACACAGAAUGAUGUUGCCUGGCAGCCCUCCUCAGAGACUGCAUUUCAUAAUUCCAUUACCUGGAAUUGUGCUCUGCUCUGCUCUGCCCAUUCAUAGAUUCAGCCUCUCAAACACUGAUCUCAACAGCCUCCCUUGCAGAUCCUAAUGGCACUGGCAAGUUCAUAUAAACAGGGUCUCCUUAAGACACCCAAGGAUCCAAGACAUUCAGAGAUUCUCAGGUCAGAACCAGCACCAUGAAUUGCAUUCUCACAGGCAGGCGGUGUAGAUCCCACCAGAACUGGUCUGUAAUGUCUUCCCUGAGCCCCAGAAGUGGGCAGGGGCAUUCCACAGCAGCUGCAGGUUCUACACACUCUUCAAGGGUGAGGCCAUGCAAAAUACAUUGCAAUAGAUCCAUUUGUGGUGUUAGCUGAGACAUAAGAUGACCAUGUCAAGAUCCUUGUCCACUAGGAAGUGGCACAGUAUGAGACAAAAUAUGUUAUAUACUACAGGAAUAAAUAAUAAAAAAUACUCUGCCAUCAUUUGUCAUACUGAGCCUAGCUUGUAAAAGGUCACUCACAGUUUUCUCAUUGCCUUGAGAUAACCAGGUUAGGGAGAUUUGUGACAAAAGGUAUUGUUUUUAUACUUGGGCAGCCAGGCAAGUAAAAGUGCAUUGGCUGCCAACUUCCAUGAUUUAUUUCCAGGACAGCACUACUAAGCUAGCAGUAAGCCCACUGUGCAAGGGCACAGAAGGACUUUAGCUUUGUACAUCUUCCUCCAAUAGAUCUUAACCAGCUCACUCUAGGGCUGCUUCCAUUUUUGCAUUUACCAAGAGAAUAUGGCUAUAGAUACAGCACAAAAAUCAGCCAGGGAGUCAUGCAACUCAUACAUGACUACAACCAAGCAUGCCCACCCUGGCAUUAAAAGCACUUCUGGUCACUUUUGCUACAGAUACAGUAUUUGCAGGAUGCAAGUACUGAAAGCAACCUUGAGAAGGUGGUGGGCUGAAGUCCUCCACAAUCCAAGUGCACUGCUGCUGAUUCGCACUUAAGGCCAAUUCACAGCCAUGUUCCUCUACCCCAAAGUACAGCCAAACUGUCAUUUGCCACAUGUCUACACACGUGGAAAAGGUAUACAGCAAUUUCCACCACUGGGGUACAUGACACUUUGUUCCAACUAAUUUAGGAUCCAUGUAGCACCCAAUUCACACUCUGAUUUCCUCACAUGAGCACACAAUCAUGGAUUGGGAGUGGAUUGUUUGCACUGAGAAUCAAGUGAGUUGCUUAAUGCAGUAUCUGCUCGAAAGAGUAUACAUAGUUAUUGGUUUGGAGUUUUGUUUGCUUAACCCCAGCAUUUUAGCAGGGAAUGAUCCAGUCAGUUCUGGACCCUAGGAUGCUAAUGUGGCCCUUUGGACUGGGAGCAUGAUCAGGAGCACAGAUUGCUGUUCCUUGCUCUCACUCAUGCUUCUUUUUUGCAGUUCCCAUACCAGCUUUAGAGCUUUUGUCUGCUAUUUUAAAGCAGUUCUAGCAGAAUACUUGGGGCAGUCUGUUUUGGGAUGACCUUGUGCUGCAGCCUCAGAGCUUUUUUUGGGGGGGGGUCAUAUUCUACCCACCCCCACACUUGUACCAUGUACCAAAACAAAUUCCCCAUAGUGUCCACAAGGACCCAUCACACUGCUUAAUACUGCCAUUCAGUUGAGGCAUUGCUGCCACAGCAAAUCGCAAACUUACCACAGCAGCAUCACCAAUGCAGACACUAUGGCUCUAAGGAGUGUGUUCUUCCCAGUGCAAGUGUAACCAUUUAAGCAUUUCAGAUGGAAUUUGCAAGAGAGCUCAAAGGAGUCAGCUGCCUGAAUUCUCCUAAGUGUAAAGGGAACUAUAAGGCCCAGCUCCUUCCAGGGGUGCUCCAAGCUCAGGUUCGCUAGGAUGGUUGCCUAAAAGAUGAGGUGUUGAGUUUCAUUGCCAUUUUAUAGCCACACAGUUGCACCCUUAAGCUUUUAUUUUUGCACUAAUGGUUCUGAAAAGUGUGAAGUGAAUAGUGAUUUCUAAUAGUUCUGUAGCUCCUGUACAGUUUCUUGUGCUUUAUCAUAGAGUGCAGUCAUCUAAUGUUCUGCUUUUCAGUGGCAGCAAACAAAAGCCCAAACAUUUAAGUUCAGUCAUGUGUAACUUGUCCCCAACACAUCUUUUUUUAAAAAAAUGCCACCACAGAAGCUGCAAUCUAAAGCCAGAAGACGAGGAGGAGGGAGGAGGCGGCUUCAUAAUUAUUUCCUCUUAUGCCACCUUUGCCCCACAAUGUAGAUAUAGGCACCCAUAUCUUUUCCCCUGUAAAUCAAAAAGUAGAUUAGGAGACAGGAGAAUUUUCGACCCCAAAAUAGCAUGGGCCCCUCCACGACUGCAUUUUGAAAAAUAAAAAGUGUUGGAUACAGUGUAUAUAUUGCUGAGCACCAUAUGCAGUUAAGGCUUUGAAAGAUAGCUCUGGCGACAAGCAAAAGUUCUGGAAUCUCUUCUUAGGGAAGAUUCAAUGGGUCUUUCUUAGUAGGAUUGAAAUGCACUUCCACUUUGCCUGCCCAAGAGUUGCCAAUAGGGAAUGUUGCCAAGAGUAAAAAGGAUGGUGGAUAAGAUAUGGCACUAGUGAUGGAAUAAGGGCACUUGCCUUUUUCUUUUUUUAAAGAAGAAAGGGUUAGCUAGCUUAAUUCUCCCCUGCCAUAUGCAAAAACAGCUGUAAAGUUCAAUCCUUUGCACAGGGUGAAUGAUCCUUGGAAGAACCUCAGUUGCCAAAAGUUGGCGAUUCUGGCUACGUUCUGGUCACCUCCCUCCUAUUUUCAGCAGCCUUUAAGAGUAAGGAUUCUGCAACAAGCAUGAAGGGCCCUUUCCUCCUCACCCGGUUGCAGAGCCAACAUCGGGCUGACAGGUAUGUUUUCCUUCCCAGUUAGUGUGCUCCACUAACACGAGCAGUGUUCAUAUUGAGUCAUCCUGCUCUUAAAACACAAUAUGGCUCAUAGGUGGAAACUUCCUGCGUUUUAAUUUUGAGCUGUGGGACCCAAAAUCCCUACAGCCACCUUUAAGGAAAGGAGCUUUAAUGCAUGAGUAAAGAGAAGGAUCAGAAGGCAUUGUGUGCUUCAUUACAGAACCAGGAAAUAAGCCAAGCUUUGGAGAAUUAUGAGGUCUUUCAGACGUAAAGGGUAAUGCACGCGAAGACAUAAAGGGUAAUGCACAAACCGAUAAAUAGGUUGUGAGCUGUCUUGGGUAUUAGCUGCCCUUCAAAAGUGGAUGUGAAAGUCAAAGUUCAGUUUGAGUCAGUCUUUAUAAAUGCUCUUUUUCCAAUGAUAGUUUAGACACAAGGGGAUUUUGAACCAAGAAAGUACGUAGGCAUAUCAGGAACACAGAAAAGUAAAGUCUUAAUAUGGAACACAGAAAAGUGUUAAGUAAAAAGGAAGCAGGCAUAUUUGGAAACAGAAGUGUCAGGUAGGAUGUAGUAAGAAGGGGGAAAGUAAUUUGGUAAGAUGCUGCCUCUGUGGGGCUUUUUCUGAGCCUAUAGUUCACACUACAAUCCUUCACAAGACUCCGAUGGAAACCUUUUUAAGACUUCCUUCCACAGCUUUGCAUUGUCUGUACCUUCUAGAGGCAGUUCCUGCAAAACCCAGCUACCUGAAUCAAGGCUUUAUUUUUUAAUUACCUUUGUAUAUAUAGAUUGAAUAAAGUGUUUCUAUGGAGAAAAAA
This is a messenger RNA of Podarcis muralis (Common wall lizard), 6087 nucleotides long. RefSeq names its product proline rich 33 (gene PRR33). NCBI's taxonomy places the organism in Eukaryota, Metazoa, Chordata, Lepidosauria, Squamata, Lacertidae. The record is from RefSeq and is a predicted model, not a curated record.